This is a messenger RNA of Pieris macdunnoughi, 861 nucleotides long. NCBI's taxonomy places the organism in Eukaryota, Metazoa, Arthropoda, Insecta, Lepidoptera, Pieridae. The record is from the annotation of a GenBank genome assembly.
AUGACCAGAAAGUGGAUAUUUUUAUGUGCAGCUGUAGUGGUGUUUAUGCACUUUUCUAUUAUUAUUUUUAUGUUAAGCCCACUGUAUAGUAAUAGAUCAUUCUAUAGGAAUAGUUAUGUACACCUCGGAUUGCGGCAGUCGAGCGUCAGUUGGUGUAAAGAGCUGCAGCUGCGGAAGCCCCCUUCUUAUAAUGUCGUGGCUCUUGCCUCUUAUCCAGGCAGUGGAAACACCUGGUUGAGGUAUCUCUUACAACAAGCUACGGGUAUUAUGACUGGUUCAAUCUAUAUGGAUUAUGGUCUGAAAGUCCAUGGUUUCCCAGCAGAGAAUGUCACUAAUGGUUCAGUGCUUGUUGUUAAGACUCAUGAAGGUCCUCCACCUGACAAAAAGUUUCAAGCUGCAGUAUUACUUAUAAGGAAUCCUAGAGAUGCAAUAUUAGCGGACUUUAACAGAAUUCACAAAGGCCAUAUAGGUACGGCACCUAAAUCAGCCUUUAAAAGGAAGACUAGGGACCAAAAAUCUGAUUGGACAUCAUAUGUGGACACAGAGGUGAUGACAUGGGAGAGUACUCACCGCUUAUGGCUAACCAGAUUCUCUGGUCCGCUGCACAUAGUUCUAUAUGAGAGGCUAGUGAUAGACACUCGCAGUACAUUAAUCUCUGUAUUGGACUUCCUCAACCAAAGUGUAACUGAGGAGGCCAUGGACUGUGCAUUAGCAAACAAGGAGGGUAUUUAUCGCAGAAGAAAAAAGCACAAUGAUUUUGACCCGUUUACACCUCAUAUGUAUGCAGUCUUGGACACUGUACGUAGAAGAGUUGCUAACUUGAUUGUGGAGUACGAGAAAUCGCACAACCAGACCUAUUAG